AUGCAUCACCGAGGAGCUGCUAGUUCGCUGCUUUCUUCCGUGAAACGCGCCCGAGACUUAUUCAGGACUGGUCGAUGCACCUACGCGACCAGUGCGAACCCCAACCACGUCAGGAUUGUCGAAGUGGGUCCGAGAGAUGGUCUACAGAACGAGAAGGCAAUUAUCCCACCGCAACUGAAGGCCGAACUCGUUACGAGGUUAGGCAGGGCAGGCCUGAAGAAUAUCGAGUCGGGCAGUUUCGUGAGCCCGAAGUGGGUUCCCCAAAUGGCAGGUACAGCAGAGGUGCUUACAUCGAUGGAGCGCCUGGAAGGGAACCACUACCCGGUGCUCGUGCCAAACGUCAAGGGACUUGAUAUGCUGCUCUCGCUGCUGUCCGAGCAUCCUCCUUCCCCGUCUAGCGAACCUCUGACGGACGAGAUCGCGGUGUUCACUGCGGCGACGGACGCAUUCAGUCUGGCGAACACGAACUGCACCAUCGCUGAAUCGCUUGAGCGGCUGCAGGACGUUACAGGACAGGCCCUGUCACAGGGUCUCCGGGUACGAGGAUACGUAAGUGUCGUGGCCGUGUGCCCGUACACCGGGAAGGUGGACCCGCUGCGGGUGAAAGCCAUAACGCGCGCUCUGCUCGACAUGGGCUGUUACGAGGUUAGCCUAGGAGACACCGUCGGCGCGGGUACUCCAGCGGCCAUCACUGAGCUGCUCACCACGGUCAUGGGCGACGACCGUGGUGUGCCGCCGAGCAAGCUUGCGGUCCAUUUCCAUGACACGUACGGUACUUCACUUAUCAACAUUUUCCUUGCGCUUUCCAUGGGUAUACGGACUAUUGAUGCCGCCGUCGGUGGUCUCGGCGGGUGUCCGUAUUCCCCAGGAGCGACAGGCAAUGUCGCGACAGAGGACGUGUUGUACGCACUUCGCGAUAGUGGACAUGAAGUAGAUGGAAAUUUGGACGCGGUUGCGGAGGUGGGGGCGUGGAUUUCUGCUCAGCUUGGCCGGCCGAAUGCGAGCCGCGCAGGGAAGGCGCUCUUGGCCCGAAAGGAGCGGCAGCGGGACGGUGGUGCGGCAGAAUCGGUAACGGCCAAACUUUAG
Molecule: messenger RNA, 1086 nt
Organism: Sparassis crispa
Lineage: Eukaryota; Fungi; Basidiomycota; Agaricomycetes; Polyporales; Sparassidaceae
Product: aldolase
Exons: 4
Coding region: 1-1086 (361 amino acids)
Biological process (GO): L-leucine catabolic process; ketone body biosynthetic process
Molecular function (GO): hydroxymethylglutaryl-CoA lyase activity
Source: RefSeq, a predicted model, not a curated record